AUGGCCAAGAUCCUGUCCAAGGUGGCCAACUGGCUUUAUCUGGUUCUCCAGCCCCAGUAUCUCCAUAAAGAGGUGGCCUACUCCCACUUGUACCACUUUCUAGCAGCAUACCUUACUCAAGGAUUCAAGAUCAGAACAGCAGUUUACACAUCUGUACUGGGACAUUCUCAGCUAUUGAUCAAUUUAUACGGAAAGCUCGACUGUGGAACGUGCCUUGUUCCGCUUAAUAUAUGGAUUCCGCUCAAUUACCCGUUCCAGGACGAAAACAUUCCCACCCUGGAGCCCAACGGUGUUCCAGUGGUGUUUGUUGUGCCAGAACACGGUUUGAUGAUAAGACCUAAUAACAAUGUUGAUUCUCAGGGCCGCUUCUACCAUCCUUUCAUGGCUCUGUGGCAUCAGAACUACACGCCGACGGCCCAGACUCGAGACUUUUCGCUCCUUCUGCUUAUGACGUGUUUGAAAGUCACUUUUGAGCAGAAUCCUCCACUUAAUACAAGACCUGAACCCCCAGCAGCCCCUCCAAAGGUUCAGCCUACAAACACGGGUCCUCAAUUGCCACCAAAGAUGUCGUAUAACGAAACCCCGGUUCAGCUGCCGACUCCAGAACCACCUCGCAGAGAGACGAAUGGACCACCUUUACCCCAGAAGCCCGUUGAAGCUCCGAAGCCUGUUGAAGCUCAACCUACUCAAGAUACGAGCAUACCGGAGAAAUAUAGAAUGCCUUUGCCUUUACCUCCACAAGAUUCGCCUUCUCCAGCACCAGUUCAGUCUCCACCUCAGUUGAGUGGACCACCGCCUCAAGUCGUUUAUCAGGACAAUUCUGAGCUCUAUGAGCCUAGAAGGCUCAGACCCCAGGGCCCAGGAAAGCCCCCUAUUGCAAGAAAGGUCCAGAGUACAGAGAAUCCUCAGGGUAUCAAUGAAGUCGAAGAUCUCAUGGACAAGGUCACACUCAACGAGAAUAAGGGCGACAGGCCUAUACUUCAGAUGAUUAGUGACAAGAUCAACGAGUUCCUCGCAUCCGAGGAGAGCCUAGUCACUGCUGCUCCGUUUGUUGAGCAACAGAAGCUCAAGAUAGAGGCCCUUGAAAAUCAGCUUCUGAGCCAUCUCAAACAGGCUCAUGCAAACGAAGAAAAUCUCCAGAACCACAUCACGUACGUUCAAGGACAGGUAGAGUCUAUACGAAAGCUUAACGAAGAGCUACAGCAAGUGGACCAGAUCAACGCAGAGUCGAAGGACGAGGUUGCUUUUGGAACUGGGCCCGGCCAGAAAAUCAAGCUAGAGGAUAUUGUGACUCCUGACUCGAUUCUUGUGAAUCAGUUGUACGACACUGUUGCUGAUAUCAAGGCCCACAAAGACACGAUAGAUCUUGUUGGAGGCAAUUUCAAGGGCGAAAGUGAGCUCAUCAACGACGAGAACAUGGACCAGUGUAUUAAGUCGGUCAGAGGAUUAGCGAGAGAGUUGUUUUGGCUUGAGGUUACCAAGACGGAGAUCGGCAAGUCCAUGGGUCUUCAGAUGUAG
Messenger RNA from Candidozyma duobushaemuli, 1518 nucleotides. It is a transcript of the gene VPS23, whose product is annotated as ubiquitin-binding ESCRT-I subunit protein. NCBI's taxonomy places the organism in Eukaryota, Fungi, Ascomycota, Pichiomycetes, Serinales, Metschnikowiaceae. Gene Ontology annotation, molecular function: ubiquitin binding. The record is from RefSeq and is a predicted model, not a curated record. Bases 1 to 1518 code for a protein of 505 amino acids. The transcript has a single exon. Gene Ontology annotation, biological process: endosome to lysosome transport; protein transport; protein modification process. Gene Ontology annotation, cellular component: ESCRT I complex.